Messenger RNA from Coccidioides posadasii C735 delta SOWgp, 1951 nucleotides. RefSeq names its product palmitoyltransferase for Vac8p (gene PFA3). The record is from RefSeq and is a predicted model, not a curated record. NCBI's taxonomy places the organism in Eukaryota, Fungi, Ascomycota, Eurotiomycetes, Onygenales, Onygenaceae.
CUUGAUUCCUGUCCGCGAUGACGCUGGUGUAACGCCCUGUGAACACCUUUGUCUUAUUCUUUGACUAUGGAUGCAUUUGCUUCUGCUUCCCCGGAACCACCAAGCCCGCCCAACAAGCGCCGGUCGGGUCGCCUAUUUCGGAAAUGCGAACGUUUCAUAUGCGGCGCCGCAAAAUACUUCCCGCUCGCGUUUGUUUGCGGCCUCUCGACAUGGGCCGUAUGGAUACAGGCAACAGUAGGCUUCGGAUACUCCAAGAAUAGCUGGAUAGGGAGCACUAGCGCUAUAAUUGGUAUAUUUUUCUAUAUCUGUCUAGGUACCUCAUAUACCAUCGCCGUGUUUACGGAUCCCGGAUCUCCGGUUAACGCUCGAUCUUCGAAUCGGUUGGGUCGACACGAAUACAGUCACCUCCCGACAACUGAGACCCCCGCGUACAGUGCGCUGACCGUUAGCUCCUCGGGCGGGAAAAGAUACUGCAAAAAAUGCCAGUGCCCCAAACCAGACAGAGCCCACCAUUGUUCAACAUGCAAGAGAUGUGUUUUGAAAAUGGAUCACCACUGUCCGUGGUUGUCGACCUGUGUCGGUUUCUAUAAUUAUAAGGCUUUCUUGUUGUUCUUAAUAUACACCUGCGUCUUUUGCUAUGUAUGUUUAGCAGUCUCGGCAACGUGGGUAUGGAAGGAAAUGUUGGCGGAGACGCGUUACGUCGAGCAUGCUCUGCCGAUCAAUGUCAUCCUUCUGGCAAUAAUCUCCGGGGUUGUUGGUCUAGUGUUGACCGGCUUUACUGCCUGGCAUAUCAGCUUGGCAAUGCGUGGGUUGACCACCAUUGAAUGUCUCGAGAAGACGAGAUAUCUUUCUCCACUGAGGAAGACCCUUGACAAUCAGCGACGACAAUUAGCAUCCCACGAUAGAAGUCGUGAUGCUGGUAUCGGUAACACCCUGCAUAAUUAUGGGCAGCAGCUACUUGACAUGCAUGCCAAUGCAAUACCGGGUGUUACUAGGGAGGAGGAAGGAGAGGAGCGACCAUCGCCUACUGUUCCGAGUCGGAGACCUCAUCCUUCGCAGCUAGGCAACACAUACGAUCCAAAUGAACAUGUCAGCGAUUACCGUUCCCCGGCCCAACAAUCUCUGUAUCGAUCUUAUGAGGAGCUGGAGCGACAUAGAGAGCGAGACAGGUAUGAAGAGUACCUGGAUGAACAGGACUCAGAAAAAUUGCCAAAUGCCUUCGAUCUCGGCUGGCGACGGAAUUUGACUGAUUUAUUUGGCACAAACCCUCUUUUUUGGCUUCUGCCAGUUUUCAGCACCACCGGAGACGGCUGGCACUGGGAACCAAGUUCAAAGUGGUUGGAGGCGCGGCAGAGUAUUGAAAAUCGUCGCGCAAAACGAUGGCAAGAGUUCCAAUCACAGCAGCAACAACAGCUACAAGAACAAUCACACAGCCCAUAUUAUGGAGAGUGGCAUCCAGACGACGAGCGCUCAGGUACUUCUCACUUUUACGACGGUCCAGAUGAGACUGGUCACUCUCCAGCCGGGGUCUCGAUGAAGACUCUGGCACCGAGAUCUCCCCGGGCCACGCCCGGCGAUGAUGACAGUGAUACAGGCGGUGGUUCUGACCGCUAUAGCACGAGCUCUGAUGAGGAUCGAGGGCUUCAAAAUACAAAUUCUAAAUACGGUCUGGCAUCUCACGACCUGGCUGGCCGUGUGAGGCGGAACGGAGAUGAAUGGCGUAAUUGGGAUUGAUAAUGCGUCGGCUCAUUUCGUAUAGGAUGGUUGCGUUUCUUGCUGGUUCGGAAUGAAGUCAUCGGCUAUGUUUAUUUUUCAUCUCUAUAUUAUACGAGGCGCUAUUGCACGAACCUUAGCGGGUGGGCGUUUCUCGGUUGGGAUAGUCUGUGAUUUAUAUUAGGAUUUGUGUGUACCAUUAGAUUUCGAUGGAUUCUUCUGUAUAUAUAGGCCAGUU